Paramecium octaurelia is the source of this 427-nucleotide messenger RNA. The record is from the annotation of a GenBank genome assembly. NCBI's taxonomy places the organism in Eukaryota, Ciliophora, Oligohymenophorea, Peniculida, Parameciidae.
AUGUUAUUAAGGAAACUAGCAUUACUUUACGAAUUCUGUUAAUAGUCUGCAAGACAAUGUUUUUAAUUUUUACAACAAGACCCUAUUGAGUAAUCAGGAUAGAUUUCGACUUAAUAUUAAAAAGCAAAUAAGGAUGAUUAGCAAUUGAAGAAAUAAUCAUUACAAUAAGAUUAUGGAGAUUUGGAAGAAUAGGAUGGAGAUCAUGUAAGAAUAGAAUUUAAAUUAGCAUUUAAUAGAACAAGAGAAUCCGUUUGAAAAGUUGAAACCUACGUUAAAUUUCUAAAACACUAUUCCACAAUAAAACAAUUAAAAUUCAAGAAUUGAGAAGGAGCAAAUAAAAUAUGAUGAGGAGAUGAUUGACAUGCAUCAAAAUAGUAAUUGGAAUAAUCAUGAGCUUGAUUAAGAGAACGAACAUAUUGAAUUAUGA